GACAAAGACCAGGGUUGGACUUGAGGCGUUGGCAGUCGAACUCUGCUGCUGCUGCUGCUCGUAUGGUAAGAAGAGCAGAAGGCGACAGGGAGGAGAGGAGCAGGGGCUGUGUUUUGCCUCGGCGGCUGAGUAGUGAGAUCCCUCAGUGAGCGUUUGUUUAUCGUUGCGUGGAAAGCAAUUGGGGGAAAUUCUGAUUGGCGGGCGGUUCUAGACCCCACUUGAAUGCAACCCAACGAAUGACCAUUGCAGAGGACGAGGAAGAGAAGAUUGGAAUCGUCGUUUCUUCUUCGUUCGGGCAGUGUGGCAAAUAUAAUAGUUGAUACAAAACGUACACACGCGGACGUGGUAGGAAGAAAACCGGUCAAAAAUGGUGCAGUACAAUUUCAAACGGAUCACGGUGGUCCCCACCGCGAAGGAUUUCGUGGACAUCGUGCUGUCGCGCACGCAGCGGCAGACUCCCACGGUCAUCCAUAAGCAGUACGCGAUCAGCAGGAUCCGGCAGUUCUACAUGCGGAAGGUAAAAUUCACGCAGACGAACUACAACGAGAAGCUGACGACGAUUCUCGAAGAUUUCCCGCGGGUGGAGGACGUGCACCCUUUCUACGGAGAUCUGCUGAACGUGCUGUACGACAAGGACCACUACAAGCUGGCCUUGGGGCAGCUGAACACGGCGCGCAACCUAAUCGACAAGCUGGCCAAGGAGUACGUGAGGCUGCUUAAGUAUGGCGAUACGCUGUACCGGUGCAAGCAAUUGAAGAGGGCGGCGCUGGGGCGCAUGUGCACGUUGAUGUUGAAGCAGGGUCCCAGCUUGGCCUACCUGGAGCAGGUGAGACAGCACAUGUCCCGGCUUCCGUCCAUCGACCCCAACACGCGCACCAUCCUCGUCUGCGGAUAUCCGAACGUAGGGAAGAGCAGCUUCAUGAACAAGGUGACGCGGGCGGACGUGGAGGUGCAGCCUUACGCGUUCACGACGAAGUCGCUGUUCGUGGGUCACACGGAUUACAAGUACCUUCGGUGGCAGGUGAUCGACACUCCGGGGAUUCUGGACCAUCCGUUGGAGGAUCGGAACACGAUCGAGAUGCUGAGCAUCACGGCGAUGGCGCAUCUGAGGGCGGCGGUGUUGUUCGUCGUGGAUCUGUCGGGAUCGUGCGGCUACACCAUCGCGCAGCAGGCGGCGCUUUUCGACAGCAUCAAGCCGUUGUUCUCGAACAAGCCGUUGAUCGUGGCGUGCAACAAGGUGGAUUUGGCGCCUCUGGAGUCUCUGGCGGCGGAGGACCGGGCGCUGCUGGAGGAGAUGGGGCGCGAGGCGGCGAAGUGCGGCGCGAUGGCGAUGGGACUGCUGGGCGGCGGCGGCGGCGACGACAGCGCGACGGUCGCACAGCGCGCGCAGGACUCGCUGAUGACCAUGAGCACGUUGACCGAGGAAGGCGUCGUCGCCGUGAAGAACACGGCGUGCGAGCUGCUGCUCCAGGCGCGCGUCGAGACCAAGAUGAAGGGCAAGAAGAUUAGCGACGUGCUCAAUCGCAUCCACGUGGCGAUGCCGCGCGCGAGGGACACCAAGGAGAGACCCCCAUGCAUCCCCGACGCGGUGUUGGAGGCGCGUGCCAACAAGGGCGCCGCCGCGAAGCUCGGCGACGGCAGGAAGACGGAGAAGGACCUUGAGAACGAGAACGGCGGCGCGGGAGUCUACUCCGCUAAUCUGCACAAGCAUUAUCUGCUCGGCGACGAUUCUUGGAAAGAUGACGUCAUCCCGGAAAUUGUCGAUGGGCACAACGUGGCCGACUUCGUCGAUCCCGACAUCAUGCUGCGUCUAGAGGAGUUGGAGAGGGAGGAGGAGGCAAGGGAGGGCGAAGAGGAGGACGAUGACGUCAACAGCAUGAGCGAUGACGUGGAGGACCUCACUCCCGAGGAGCAGCAGGCGCUUGCGGCCAUCCGCAAAAAGAAGGCGGAGAUGGUCCAGGUUCAUCGGCGCAAAAAGUCGCUCGCGGACAACAACCCCGUGCUGCCGCGCAAGUUCGACCGCGAGGGGAAGUUCACCGUCGACCGCAUGCAGAAACACUUGACGGAGAUGGGAAUCGAUCCCUCGGCGGCGGUUGCGCGCGCGCGCAGCAGAUCGGUUUCGCGGCGCGGCAGAAAGAGAGACCGCUCCCAAGCGCCGAUGGAUGUCGACAGCGGCGACGACGGAGAAAACGGCGGCGCCGGCGACGCGAUGGAGGUAGAUGGGGGCCACGCCAAGAAGAGGCGGAAGCUCAGGUCCGUGUCGAGAUCCAGAGGGCCUCUCGAAAUCAAGGCACUCCCAGGGGAUGGCUUCAAGGACACCCCGCAGAAAAUCAAGGCCUUCAAAUUGGAGCGCAAAGCACAGAAGAAGAGAAACAAGGAUGCCAGGAUUGGCGAGGGAGACAGAAGGAUUUUCGACCUCAGGCCUAAGCAUCUGCUUUCAGGAAAGAGAUCGACAGGAAAGACGGACAGACGAUGAUGACCUGCUCAAGAGAAUGGGAUUUGUGCCGCCAUUAGCUUUUUUUCCCUUUUCUUCUUCUUCUUCUUCUUCUUCUUCUUCUUCUUCUUCUUCUUCGUUCCUAGUACUUGUCUUCCUUCUGUGAACCCUAACGCGGCGGGGCAUUUGUUCGACUAUAGCGUUAGGGAUUUGUUGUUGUCGUCGUCAAUCACUCGUCCAUUCACUUCACAGCAUUGGCCAAGGACGGAUGCUGUCUGCGGGUUUCGUUAGAAACGAGUUCGACAUCUUUUUUUUUUUCUUUUUUUUUUUCAAUUCGACAGCGAAUCAGUUAUCUUUCCCUCUUGGUGCGAAAGCUGUACGCGUUCCUUCUUCCUUUCCGACUCGUUUGGCCGACUUCUCCAUCCCCCCCCGCUA
Molecule: messenger RNA, 2869 nt
Organism: Chara braunii
Lineage: Eukaryota; Viridiplantae; Streptophyta; Charophyceae; Charales; Characeae
Source: the annotation of a GenBank genome assembly